AUGAAAACCAUGCGGCCAGGGGAAGCCAACAAACGAGGGAAUGUGGUGACCGCACGAAUCGUCCCAAUAUUCCUCCUUGGGAUCAUUGGCUACUCAUCAUGGGUCCUCACGGAUCUCGUGUGUCUCAAGUAUCUCAUCAACCCUCCGCGGUCGCUGCUUGUCCGCCGUGAGGCCGGCUCUGCGAUCGCCAUCCUCGUCAUUUUCUACCUUCUCCUGCUUGGCGCGCUGACAUGCUUCGGCCGCCUGAUUCAGACGAUUCUGACAAACCCGGGCCUCGUUCCACGUGGAGAGCAGUACUGGAUUGAAAAAGAACGAAGGCGGCGGAAAGAGAGAAGUGCCAGUCAUAAGGAAGAGGCGCUUGAAUACGAUUCAACGGAGGGGUAUACGCCACGGCAUCUCCGCCGACGGCAGGAUAAGGAGGCUCAGGGCUUCCACACGCAAGACUUCUGGCACAAGGAUGUCUUCGUCUGCGGCUGGGACGGCCGCCCGCCAUUCUGCUCAACAUGCUACAAUUACAAGCUUGAUCGGGCCCACCACUGCCGCGAACUCGGCCGCUGCGUCUUAAAGAUGGACCACUUCUGUCCCUGGGUCGGCGGAAUCGUGUCUGAAACGUCGUUUAAAUACUUCAUACAGUUCACAUUUUGGGCAGCCCUGUUUUGUCUUCACACACUCGUCGUCAUGGCGUAUUACUUCGCCAGACGCCGAAGCGAGGAGCCCGGAAAUUUCAUCAACGUGCAUUGGAUCCUGGUCUUGAUCUUUGCAGGAUUAUUUUUCAUCUUCGCCGCGGGCAUGUGUGGGUCUAGCUUGCAAUUCGCGUUCCUUAAUUCCACCACCAUCGAGAAUUUUACCCGCAGGACCAAAAUAUGGUAUAUGGCCGUAUAUUUACCACCGAGGGUCCUGAAGAACUACCAAAAAUCGAACAGGACGGAUCUCAGAUUGAUCACGUACCCUCGCCCUCCAGAGGAGCAGUUUCAAAUUCUCAAGCAGCACGGUGCAGAGAUGAGGAACGACAGUGAGCAGAAUGUUGCGGUACAGGUCAGGGAUUCAAAUGCACAAAUGCCAACGCCGCCACAAAACACGUAUGACCCGCAAUCAACCGUGACAUCCAAUCCUAAUCCCGCCAUGCCAACGCAAGGGACAGCAAACACACCUCCGUCCGCAUCAGAUUCGCAACCGACCAUUUCCACACCUACAGUUCCCUCAAAAGUGGAGACACGUGCAUUCGCCAUCCUUGAAUCCCCUCCUGGUGGUAAUCCUUUUGACAUUGGUGCCAUGGGAAACUUCAGAGAAGUCAUGGGCUAUACAGUGUUUGAUUGGGUUUUCCCACUGAGACCGAGUCCCCUUGUUGAUCACAGUGAUCCAGUGAGUAUGUAUAAACUGGGACCAGUGUUAGAGAGGAUGAAGAGAGAUGCGGGAAUCGAGGAUGGAGUGGAUGGUGCGGUUGUGGCCGGUGAAAAGUGGAAAAAGAGGACAAGACGAAUUGAGGGUGAAAGUCGGCAAGAGCCUAGGACGAAUAAGACACGUGGACGUUCACACUUGGCCGGGGAUGGAGACUCUCGGUCUAAGCAUUGA
Molecule: messenger RNA, 1572 nt
Organism: Cladophialophora psammophila CBS 110553
Lineage: Eukaryota; Fungi; Ascomycota; Eurotiomycetes; Chaetothyriales; Herpotrichiellaceae
Exons: 1
Coding region: 1-1572 (523 amino acids)
Biological process (GO): peptidyl-L-cysteine S-palmitoylation; protein targeting to membrane
Cellular component (GO): endoplasmic reticulum; Golgi apparatus
Molecular function (GO): protein-cysteine S-palmitoyltransferase activity
Source: RefSeq, a predicted model, not a curated record